Paramuricea clavata is the source of this 194-nucleotide messenger RNA. Lineage: Eukaryota; Metazoa; Cnidaria; Anthozoa; Malacalcyonacea; Plexauridae. The record is from the annotation of a GenBank genome assembly.
AUGGAAGUUGAAUCUACAGUAUGUUUUUCUGAGGAAACAGUAUCCAAGUAUACAACAUUUGAUACUGACACUUACAAUCAUUGCAAGGAAGUGCUAAGAGAAGUUGCUAACAGCGACUGCACUAUCAACGAUGACCAUUUGGUAGAAGCAAUAAACUUUUUGUCAUUCGAAAAGCUUCCAUUGACAUUGUACAA